AUGGCUCCGUACCUGCAUCUGACCCCUGAAUCAGCACUCCAAGGAAAGCAGAUGUGUGUGGUUCCAUGGCAUCACAACUACCCUUGGUUCACAUUUUCUUCUGGGACCUGCAACUGCUCCUCCUGUCACUACAGAGUUGGAGAAUGGAACUGGUUUGGAGGGUGCCUGGAAGACUGGAGCGUACUUCAUAAGGACAAAAGUUUCCUGGAGACUGGUUUCACCACUCAGGCCUGCUUCUUUCCACUGGGAGCUGCUACCUGGCCUCAGCCUUCAGCCUCUUCCUCCUGCUGUUACCAGGUCAGGAACUCAGUAAGUGAGCUUGGCAAAAUGUGGAAGAAGAUGUUGAAAGCGACUCCCAGACCUUUGGCGCACCAUUUGGAUUUCUACUGUGUGACUUGUGUGGUGUUGAGGAACCCACAAAUCCCACAGGGCUCUGCCCUCAGUGACGUCGAUCAACACCACAUGAUCUUCAGGAAUGCCAGUUACCAAGGCUCCUGGAUGCAGCGACUGCUUCAGCUUUUUAACCUGGUGUGA
This is a messenger RNA of Cavia porcellus (domestic guinea pig), 534 nucleotides long. RefSeq names its product chromosome unknown C20orf173 homolog (gene CUNH20orf173). Gene Ontology annotation, cellular component: membrane. The record is from RefSeq and is a predicted model, not a curated record. Gene Ontology annotation, molecular function: beta-galactoside (CMP) alpha-2,3-sialyltransferase activity. NCBI's taxonomy places the organism in Eukaryota, Metazoa, Chordata, Mammalia, Rodentia, Caviidae. The transcript has 3 exons. Gene Ontology annotation, biological process: sialylation. Bases 1 to 534 code for a protein of 177 amino acids.